AUGAAGAUGCUCUUAGCAUCCCAAGAUCUAUGGGAAAUGGUGGAGAAAGGUUAUACAGAACCUACGUCUAAAGCCGAUGAAGACAUACUAAGUGAAACUGAAAAGGCAGUACUCAAGGAAGCAAGGAAGAAAGAUCAGAAGGCCGUGUACCUCAUAUAUCAAAUAGUAGAUGAAGGAAAUUUUGAGAAGAUUGCUUAUAUUACAAACGCAAGAGAAGCAUGGGAUCGCAAUGGAGAAAAGAUCAAAGAUUUGCAGUUGAGGAAGGGGGCUGAUUUCAAAGAGGACGGGGUCUUAAUAAUAGAGGAAGAGGAGGAAGAUUUAGCAUCAACGGUUGACAUGAAAUUCAACAACAUUUUAUCAAAGAGGAAAAGGACAAUAAAGAGGUUGAGUAACGAAUGUCAUGUAAAAAUUGCUGAAGUUGAAGUCGACGAAAAUACCAACGUUGGUGAUACAAGUGAGCCAAAAUCACUGAUAUUGAUGACUCAUCAUACAACAACAGUUAAUGAAAAUAUAUGGUUUUUAGAUAUCGAAGCAAGCAAUCAUAUGUGUGGAAAAAAGCAUAUGUUCAUGGAGCUUGAUGAAACUCCGCAUGGCCAUGUCUCUUUUGGCGACCUCUCCAAAGUUCUAGUAAAAGGAAGAGAUAACAUUUUAAUCAAGCUCAAUAAUGGUGGUCACAUUUAUAUUACUGAUAUUUAUUAUGUGUUGGAUAUCAAGCAUAAUUUAUUAAGUCUAGGACAGCUCCUAGAAAAGGGAUAUGACAUUAGUUUAAAAGAUUCCCGCCUGAUAAUCAAAGAUGAUCGUGAAUAUCCAAUAUUCCAAAUACGAAUGUCUAAAAAUAGAAUGUUUGCUUUAAACAUUCCUUAUAACUCACCAAAAUGUUUAAGUGCCAUUACAAAUUAUAAGAAUUGGUUGUGCUACUUGAGACUUGGAUAUUUCAAUUUUGAAGGAUUAAGAAUGUUGUCAAAGAAAAAGAUGUUGAAGUGGUUGCCAAACAUUGAUCAUUCGAAUGAAGUUUGUGAAAGCUGUGUUCUUGGCAAGAACGCAAGAACAAAUUUUGCAAGGGAAACAAAUUGGAGAGCAAAGAAGCCACUGGAGUUGAAAAACAUGGGUAUACUUCUCAAGAAAAAGUCAAAGGUGUUGAAUGCAUUUAAAGAAUUCAAGUCCAGUGUUAAAAAACAAAGUGGCUAUCACAUAAAGAUAUCACAGUCAGAACAAAGAGGAGAAUAUACUUUUGAUGCAUUUAAAAGCUUUUUAUAUUUAUUGAAUCGAUAUCCUACCAAGAAUGUUCGCGGAGUAACACCUGAAGAGGCUUGGAUCACAUAUAAGCCUACUGCAAAUCACCUUCGAGUGUUUGGAUGUAUAGCGUAUGUAAAGAUCCUAGAAGCAAGAAGACCUAAACUUGAUGACAAAGGGUAG
Messenger RNA from Olea europaea var. sylvestris, 1416 nucleotides. RefSeq lists its product as uncharacterized. The record is from RefSeq and is a predicted model, not a curated record. The transcript is spliced from 6 exons. The coding region runs from base 1 to 1416 and encodes 471 amino acids. NCBI's taxonomy places the organism in Eukaryota, Viridiplantae, Streptophyta, Magnoliopsida, Lamiales, Oleaceae.